AUGAAAAAUAAACAAAAGACAGCCUAUGACAAACAUCUGACUAAACCAAUGUCAUUUGACAUAGGACAAAAAAAAGGACCUUACAGGAUUCGUGAGAUCUUGAUCAAUAGAUCUUAUCAUUUAAGAGAAGAAGAUGGAUGUCUUCUUGCCAAACCAGUAAAUGGUGAUCUACUAAAAAGUUAUUUUGAUCAAUGGUUAUGGGAACCACAAAUA
Messenger RNA from Funneliformis caledonium, 213 nucleotides. The record is from the annotation of a GenBank genome assembly. NCBI's taxonomy places the organism in Eukaryota, Fungi, Glomeromycota, Glomeromycetes, Glomerales, Glomeraceae.